This is a messenger RNA of Drosophila guanche, 1040 nucleotides long. RefSeq lists its product as uncharacterized. Bases 324 to 917 code for a protein of 197 amino acids. Lineage: Eukaryota; Metazoa; Arthropoda; Insecta; Diptera; Drosophilidae. The record is from RefSeq and is a predicted model, not a curated record. The transcript has 5 exons.
GCGGUGUCUCAGUCUCCAUUCGGCUCUCAUUUUGUUCAGUUCGUAAGACCCCGACGCGCCAGCAAGAACCAGAGGCAGAGACAACGUUAUAUGCCCACCCCCUCGCGCGCUCGCUUCUGGUGGCCCGCGCAGCCUUUCCGUGUCCGCCGUGUCCGUGUCCCGUGUCUGCGAUAGUGAGUGUCCCGUGCCUGUUGUGCCUUAGGUGGCCCCACAGCGAAAUGGCAAUGAGAUUCAAGCAGCUCUAAAAGCGUGCCACAAAAGAGGACUUUGAAAGAACAACAAAACGAAGCGCUAACGAAAAACUCUCAGCAGCAAAUGCGAAAAUGCGAAAUCACAAGGAAAAUGGAAACCGUUUGACGGUCAGCUCAUCAUCCUCCUCCUCCGCCUCCUCCUCGUGCUCCUCCAGCAGCACGACGGAUCUGAGCAGCAGCGGGAACGGGAGCGGGAAUGGAAACGUAAACAGUCUGCAGCAGCAGCAGCAGCAGUCGGAGAAGAUUUCGGUGGUGUCCAAGUUGCUGCUAAAGACCGCUGGCAUUGGUGUUAAGGAUAAUUCACAGCCACGAAGGGAUGCCACAACCAACAGCAAUAGCAAUAGCAACAGCAACAGCAACAACAGCAAUGCCAGCUUCAGUUCCGCAUCGAUCGCCGGCUCCAUCAUACAGGAUCACCAUCAGCAUCAGCAGCAGCAGCAGCACCAACAAUGGGAACAGCAACAACAACAGCUCCGAGAGCACUUCAUCGACGGAAACCCUGAAAUGGCUGGGCUCCAUGAGCGAUAUAUCCGAGGCGAGCCAUGCCACGGGCUACAGUGCCAUUGCGGAAUCGGUUUCCUCCUCGCAGCUGAUUGUCCACAGCUCCCGGGUGCUGACCCCCAAGCGACACCACAGCGAGAGCGUGCUCUACCUGCACGACGGUGAUCCCCCAGCGACACCGACAACAACGACAACGACGAUGACGUUGACCUCCUGCUCGCCCACAGAGAGUUGCUCCUCGCAGCACGUCCAUGGCCAUGCCACACAGGCCUCGGAGGACGGGAGCAG